Molecule: messenger RNA, 1026 nt
Organism: Cicer arietinum (chickpea)
Lineage: Eukaryota; Viridiplantae; Streptophyta; Magnoliopsida; Fabales; Fabaceae
Product: transcription factor LAF1-like
Source: RefSeq, a predicted model, not a curated record
GUACCUUCCCUUCUCUGUAUAAAUCUGAUCUCUCUGUAUUUGAUAUCUAUUUUUGGAUAUUGAAGCUUACCAUUAAAAUUUAUUUAAACUCAAAUUCCAUUAGGAAAAAAAGAAGCAAAAUGGGAUUUGAGAUAGAAGAAAAACCAAAACCAAAACCAAAAUAUAGAAAAGGAUUAUGGUCACCUGAAGAAGAUAAUAAGCUCAGAAAUUAUAUCCUUAAAUAUGGUCAUAACUGCUGGAGCUCUGUUCCCAUUAAGGCAGGGUUGCAAAGGAAUGGAAAGAGUUGCAGAUUAAGGUGGAUAAACUAUCUAAGACCAGGAUUAAAGAGAGGUGUGCUUAGCAAACAUGAAGAAGAUACAAUCAUCACCCUUCACCACAUGUUAGGAAACAAGUGGUCUCAGAUAGCACAACAAUUACCAGGAAGGACUGACAACGAAAUAAAGAAUUAUUGGCAUUCAUAUUUGAAAAAGAAAGUCGUAGAAACUAAUCAAAUUAAGUAUGCUACAUCAAGCUCAGAAUCAAUUGACUCUUUAGUCUCUACUCUAAAAAAUUCAAGUCAAGAUCCUAAUUAUGCGGUGUUAGAAAAUAUUGAUAAAUCAACACCUAAAACACACUCUAAUCACUCUAUUUCACAUAAUUACAAUACUACCAAUGAUGUUUGUCUGAACUCUCUACCAAAAUUAUUAUUUGCUGAGUGGCUUUCACUAGAUCAUGUAAAUGGUGGCAGCUCUAUAAAUUCAAAUGAUACUUUAGUAUUGGGAAAUGGAUAUGAUCAAAACUCAUCUUUUCAAGACGAUGUUAUGCAAAUUCAAGAAGGGCAAUUUUGUGAUAAUUAUCAUGAUAGUUUAAUUCAAAAUCCAGCCAAUGAGGUAUACUAUUCACAACUUCAAAUGUCAAAUCAAGUGGAUGAAAAUGACUUGGUCCACUCUAUGAAUAAUGAUGCAAUUUAUGUAUGAGGAAGAAGUUUACAAGGUGCUCAAAAAAGGUGGAGUAAUUUGCAAGACAAAUUUUACUCUGUAUCAUUUU